UUGCAGAAUCAUCCCGAUGCAAUCGCUCUCUUCAAAAUCGAUCCUCAAACGGGUAUCAUUCGAACGACACAAUCGAACUAUGAACCAGAAUCAACGCAUGAACUGCUAAUUAUUGCAAGUGAUCAAGGUCUACCACAACCACUUGAAUCCACCGCGUUUUUGAGUAUCACUGUUGAGAAGAGCAACGAAAUAAGACCUCAGUUUGAUAUUGUUUGGCUUACGGAUAGUGGAACUGCUCAAGUUUAUGAGAAUGUCACUAUUGGCUAUGUCCUUUCGCGGAUUUCCGUUCGUGAUGCCAAUUACGAUAGUGAACUCACGAUGGUUGGAUGUGAUUCGAUUUGUAUGAAACAAACCGAUUCGUCGAAUGUCUAUUUGUUGAUCGUUUGUGGUGCUUUUGAUCGUGAAUUCAAGCACUCCUACAAUUUACUCUUUUCGCUGAAGAAUGCCAAUAAACUCAUUCUCGAAUAUCCCGUUCACUUAGAGGUAUUGGAUGUGAACGAUAAUGCGCCACGUUUCGAGCAUUCGUUGAUCCGCGUAACUUUCAAUCGAUCAGCCGAUCAGUUCGAUACUCCACGGAUUAUCGCAACAGAUGCUGACUACGAUUCGAACGCUCGUGUACACUAUUCUAUCCUUGACACAAAUAUUUUCUCGAUUGAAGCUGAUACGGGAAUAUUACGGUUGCAAAAAGAGUUUGAUUGCUCGGCUGGUGAAGUUCGUUUCCGUGUAGUUGCCGAAGAUAGUGGAAAGCCGCCGCUGAUGUCAAUUGUUGAUGUGAUAGCGGAUGUGAUUGAGAACAACGCUCGACCACCGGUCUUCUCAAAACCACUCUAUGAAAUUUCGGUUAAAGAGGACGCUGAACCAGGGACUUGUCUACUGAAGGUCAGUGCUUCUUAG
Messenger RNA from Anisakis simplex (herring worm), 894 nucleotides. Lineage: Eukaryota; Metazoa; Nematoda; Chromadorea; Rhabditida; Anisakidae. The record is from the annotation of a GenBank genome assembly.